This is a messenger RNA of Phalacrocorax carbo (great cormorant), 1779 nucleotides long. The record is from RefSeq and is a predicted model, not a curated record. NCBI's taxonomy places the organism in Eukaryota, Metazoa, Chordata, Aves, Suliformes, Phalacrocoracidae.
GGCGGGGCCGGAGCGGCGCGGCGCGAUGGAGCGGGUGCGGGCGCUGGGCCUGGGGCUGCUGCUGGGGGUCCUCGUUGGGGCGGCGAGCGGGCUCCAUUCCCUGCGCUACUUCGAUGUUUGGGUGUCAGAGCCCAGCCCGGGGGUACCCCAGUUCACGAUCGUGGGGUACGUGGACCAGAACCGCUUUAUGUACUAUGACAGUGACAUAGGGAAGGACGAGCCUCGGGCGCAGUGGAUGGCGGCCAACAUGGAUCAGCAGUUCUGGGACUCAGAGACCCGGAAGUCACAAUAUUGGCAACGGUUCUACCGCAUGGACUUCGACACCCUGCAGCGCCACUACAACCAGAGCGGGGGGACUCACACACUGCAGUGCAUGUACGGCUGUGACCUCCUGGAGGACGGUAGCACCAGGGGGUUUAGUCAGUGGGCCUACGACGGGAGGGACUUCAUUGCCUUCGACAUGAACACGAUGACGUUCACCGCAGCGGACGUGGGGGCACAAGUCACCAAGAGGAGGUGGGAGGAGGACGGGACUGUUGCUGUGCGGUUGAAGCACUACCUGGAGAAUGAAUGCAUCGAGUGGCUGAAGAAGUUUGUGAGCUACGGACGGGCCGUGCUGGAGAGGAAAGAGCCCCCCACGGUCCGAGUGUCGGGGAAGGAGGCCCAGGGGAUCCUGACCCUGCACUGCCGCGCUUACGGCUUCUACCCGCGGCCCAUCGCCGUCAGCUGGCUGAAGGACGGCGAGGUCAGGGACGCGGAGACCGAGUGGGGCAGCAUCGCGCCCAACAGCGACGGCACCUACUACACCUGGGCCUCUAUUGAGGCCCGCCCGGAGGACAAGGACAAGUACCGGUGCCGCGUGGAACACGCCAGCCUGCUGGAGCCCGGCCUCUUUGCGUGGGAGCCGGAGUCCAACCUGCUCACCAUCGUGCUGGCGGUGGCUCUUGCCAUCGGGGCUGUCGCCGCCGUCAUCGCUGGAUUCACCUUCUGGAAGUGGAAAUCAGAGAAGAAUAAGAAGGGCUACGACAAGGCGCCAAGCACGGACGGGGGCUCUGGCAGCGCGGCCUCAGGGAUGCCCAUCUGACCGCUUGAUGGGAGGCCGGCUGGUAUCUGCCUGCAGAGAGAUCUUGUUGCACUGCCCAAUCCGCUCCAGUUCAGACCAUCCCCCUCCACUGGGUCCUGUCUCCCACAAAGCUGGGUGCUGCCCCUCUGUAGGAUUUGUCACCAAAACAGCAUAGAUAAGACAGCAAUGGAUCUGAAGAGCGUUAGCACAGUGCCAAGGCCUUCUCUGUUUCUCAGAAGCCCCCACCAGUUAACGGGUGGGGGUUGAGCAAGAGGCUGAGAGUGGACGCAACAAGGCAGAUGACACAAACUAAUGCGAGAGAUUCCAGGCCAUUUCAUGUUGUACUUGAGGAUACAAAUGGAGAAGAGGAGAUUGAGGGGGACUGGCCAGCUUUUCUCAGGAACUAGCCGGUUAUCAGUGUCCCUGUGGUAGAGGAGGUGAGCUCUGAGGCCAUGCAGACAGGGCUGAGAAGAAGGUCUCCUGAUACAAGGCCACAUAAACGGGACUGAGAAGAAGGUCUCCUGCUCUGAGGCCACGCAGACGGGCGCCGAGAUGAGCAUCUUCUGGUUUGACGUCAGGCAAAUGCUCACUGCAACUAAACCAGGGACUUGACUCUGAACUGUAAUGCUUGCUCUUGUAGUGAAGGAGUCACAGUGGAAGUGGAGGUUGUCUUGGCCAAUAAAAGAAGCAGCAGCUCCUCCUGAGAGGGGGCAGAG